UAUCGCGAUGUGGUCGAUACAUCGAAAAGAUCGAAAUCGAAAAGUUCGAUUUAAAUAUACGCAGGCAACAGGCAACGUACAGGAUGAGGAUGAAGCAGGUGGAAUAAUCAAAGAAUCCAAGGAAUAAUAUUCGUGUCGUAUUUUUUUGUGGUUAUACAUUAUAACGAUGAUGUUUUAUUCCAUUCUAUCAUGUUUUCUUUCAGUGUAAAAGCAGAAGCAAUGAUAAAUAUAGGUUAUUUGGACAAUCGGACAGUUGAUUGAAGAAUAGUGAACAAAACAUGGCAUUGAAUACGCCAAGAGCAAAGAGUAAAAUACCGUGUAUACCUGGAACGAAACCAUCUAUACAAAAUGCACAGCUUCUUAUUUCAACAGGAAUUCCUUCCUUGGAUUUUAUGAUAGGAGGUGGCCUACCCAUUGGAUCCAUUAUGUUAAUAGAAGAAGACGCAUAUGGAAAUUAUGCGAGGGUCAUGCUCAAGUAUUUUAUGGCCGAAGGAGUAGUUUCCUCUCAUCCUCUGUUCGUUGCGUCUCGAGAUUCCAGGCCAGCACAGCUGAUAUCAGAAAUGCCAGCUCCGGUGAGCGCAACAUUAGCGACGUCAGAUUCUAGAGUUAUGGACAGUCAAAUGCAAAUCGCAUGGCGUUAUCAGAACAUGAGAAUCGUAGAAUCGUCACCAACGGGUAGCCAGGCGUUCGGCCACUUCUAUGAUCUGACUAAACAAAUGGACAAAGAAAUCAUUGACGAUGCUGAAAUAACUCAGUGGGAUGGUGAGAAUGGAAAAUGGCAGGCUGAUGGCUUUGAGAACAGUGCAUACGUUGAUUUACUCAAAAAUAUUCAGCAAACGAUGAAAAGUGGAGAUUUUCUCGUAUCGGCCAAUCCUGAAAAAAGAAACAUUUUAAGAAUAGCGUUACAUUCGAUUGGCUCGCGUUUAUGGCUCUCUGAUACUGAAGAAGCAACCCACAAUGAUCUUCUUCGUUUUUUGUACUGCUUCAGAGCAAUAAUGCGAAGUGCUUACGCCGUUGCAACAAUCACCGUUCCUACUCUCAAUUUCGACAACAGCGAUGCGUUGGUUCAACGAUUGGAACAUUUGUCCGAUACCGCGAUAGCGCUCGAAUCUUUCAUGGGCUCGUCGAAAGAAACAAAUCCUGUCUUCAAAGAUUAUCACGGUCUCUUGCACAUAAAAAAACUCGCCGCUAUCAACACACUAGCACCACAUUGUCCCGAAUCCUUCGAUUUGGCUUUCAAAAUGAGACGCAAAAAAUUUUUGAUCAAGAUACUUCAUUUACCGCCAGAAUUCGACGACUCGGCGCAGCGUGAACAGGAUGACAGCGUUCCUUCGGGAAUUGGCUGUAGCAGUGGUACGGGAAGACUUUCAUUAGACUUUUAAGGAAUCUUUAAUACAAGCGUUUUGAAUAAAAGAUAUGGAGAAAAGUA
Messenger RNA from Venturia canescens, 1429 nucleotides. RefSeq names its product Elongator complex protein 4 (gene Elp4). Gene Ontology annotation, cellular component: cytoplasm; elongator holoenzyme complex; transcription elongation factor complex. Lineage: Eukaryota; Metazoa; Arthropoda; Insecta; Hymenoptera; Ichneumonidae. Gene Ontology annotation, biological process: tRNA wobble uridine modification. The transcript has 6 exons. The record is from RefSeq and is a predicted model, not a curated record. Bases 279 to 1382 code for a protein of 367 amino acids.